GAAAUCUCGUGUUAGCGAAUGAAAUCAAACGUGAUGAUGUCCGAACCCUCUUUCCGAUUUCUGGACCUUCCACCAGAGUUGCGAUAUAUGGUCUACGAAGAGCUUGACAUGAAGACGAAGCAUUACACUCUCGACAGUGCCGAUACGCCUGACCAAUCUUCCACCAUCACGCUCGUCUCCAAAAAGUUACCCGUCCAGAUACUAGCGACAUCCAUGUUGAUCAAUACCGAAGCCAUGAAAGUUUUCAGGCCCAGAAUGCGGCAACUGAAGGCGCAACCGAUGCGCUUCCUAAUUAAAGCGAAACAUACGAAUCCUUUGCUGGACUUUGGAUGUCGGCUCUCGCGCUGUCUCCGAUACCGUUAUCAGCCCGAGAACACACCAGUAUUAAGCAAGGCAGCUGAAGCUUUCGUCGACCGCUGUGUUAAAUCCCGCCGUCUAUCGAGCAGUCGCCCCCAUGUUGAGAUAAUGGUGGCGGAUAAGGAUGCGCCAAGCGCCAGACAGCUCAGGAACAUGUUGUGCUACAGCCAUUACAUCGCAAUGCGAAGCCACUUGGAAGUCACUCUGCUACGCAAGGAGCCGGUAACCGGAAUACAUGAUACCAAUUGGCAAGCAACGCAGAAUUUUGAGCUUGCGAUGAUGUCGAUCAACAAGAGAGUGCAUCUGCAUCUCGUAGAUGAGCCAGAUGCUGAGCGAUGGAGGAGGGAUUGGGAAGAGACGACAAGUGCGUCAGAGGCAUGA
Messenger RNA from Alternaria rosae, 738 nucleotides. RefSeq lists its product as uncharacterized. The record is from RefSeq and is a predicted model, not a curated record. Lineage: Eukaryota; Fungi; Ascomycota; Dothideomycetes; Pleosporales; Pleosporaceae. The transcript is spliced from 2 exons. The coding region runs from base 19 to 738 and encodes 239 amino acids.